CUUUCAGGUUCACUGCUCAAAGCCUGCUGAGCGGGUAAGGCCGAGCCCACCCAUUUUGCUCUUCAGGAGCUACCCCAGGCCCCUCGAACCUGCAGGGAGAGAGAUGGGAGUCCAGGUGGGUGGAGACAUGGCAGAAACCUGCUCCCUGGGCAGCGUCGGUUUCCGUGGCAACGCACAAGCCACAGCGUCCUGGACUCAGGUCCCCCGCCUGCGUGCGUGCAGACCGCUGCCUCCUCUGCCAACCUUAGCAGUAUACACCCGACUGGAAAUUAUUUGGAAACAACCUGCUCUGUAGAGCACCCAGGGCUUUAGGAAAGUCUGCAUUGUACCUGAAGCAGGGGGAUGGGAAACUCGAGCCAUACCAGGAACAACUUGGACCUGUUUCCACAACAGUCUCCCGAAAGAAUUAGGUGUAAAGUUCUGUGGUGGAAGGCUUACCUAGCAUGGAUGCGGUCCUAGGUUCGAGUCCCAGUACAGCAAGAUACAAACCUCCACUGUGCCUCCAACUGUGGCAUAAAAGGGAGACAGAGGAAAGCAACCUACACCGAAGCGCGUAUUUCCACCAGUAAACACCUGUAGCCGGGUGCCAGGACAGUCCUCUGACCACGGUUGUUAGGACUCCGGACCUCCCGACGACUGCACCCCGACAGCCAGCAGGCAGGGUGUUUUCCCAAAUGGGGACCCAACUCGAAGGAAAGUCCCCAGAGCCAAUUAAGCCUUGAUUUAAAUUCCUAGGAAAUCCGGUAUUAGUUGAUACCAUGGGGAGACGCUUAGGUAGAUGUGAUCGCUUGGUUCUAGAGGCAGAAACUGCGAAUGGGGUUUCCAUUUACACAAGUGUAUGCAGAGAUUUGGUGGGGAGUCCCCUGUGUGGGACCCAGGACCUUUGACUGGCGCAGGCCCUAACUUCUUAAAUACCGCGAUGCCUCCACAGCGCUAGAUUCUGAAACACCGACCCAAUAAGUUCCCAGGCUUCCCUGCAGAGGGCGACACCUCCCCACUAAGACGUGGUCUGUGCUGGCCUCGCCCUUGGACUUCCCGCUUUCUAGAGGCACCAAGCACCUGGGGUGGUGGUCUUUCCCUCAAACUCAAGUAAUCUUCCAUUGCGGAAGCUGGAGUAGGAAGGUUUUUGUGAGUUGCUGACCCGCCUAAAAUCGCAAAUCUGGGCUACAAUCCAGCGUGACCGUGGAAUCUACCAACCAAACCCCUUUUCACUGUUGCCCGUGGCCACGAGGAAGUUCUGGACUGUCUGAAAAGCUGGGUAGAAAGAGUUAGGCAACAGUUUCCUUCCUUGCCUUUCAUCAGUCUUCUGCUGGCUAGUGGUGAGAAGCGUACAGUAAAGGUUUAUUACUUCAUUUUAGGAACCUCUGACCCCUAAGACCAUGGAUAAAUUUGACCUGAUUAAGAUCAUUGGGGAAGGCACCUUUGGGAAGGUAUACUUGGCUAAAGAUAAAUCAGAACACAAUCAUUGCGUCAUAAAAGAGAUCGAUCUUACGAAGGAAAAAGAAGCUACGGAGAAAGAAGCGAUUCUUCUGGCUACGAUGAAGCAUCCCAACAUUGUCACCUUCUUCGGCUCAUUUCAAGAGAGCAGCAGGCUGUUUAUCGUAAUGGAAUACUGUGACGGAGGAGAUCUCCUGCAAAGGAUCCAGAGGCAGCAGGGAGUGCUAUUCAGCGAAGAUCAGAUUCUGUGUUGGUUUGUACAGAUUUCUCUGGGGCUGAAGCAUAUUCACGACAGGAAGGUAUUACACAGGGACAUAAAAUCUCAGAAUAUUUUUCUUAGCAAGAAUGGAAUGGUUGCAAAGCUCGGGGACUUUGGAAUAGCAAGAACACUGAAUAAUUCCAUGGAGCUUGCUCAGACGUGUGCUGGGACACCUUACUACCUGUCCCCAGAGAUCUGCCAGAACAGGCCAUACAACAAUAAGACGGAUAUUUGGUCUCUUGGCUGUGUCUUAUAUGAGCUCUGCACACUCAAGCAUCCUUUUGAGAGUAACAACUUACACCAUCUGGUUCUGAAGAUUUGUCAGGCACGUGUCGCUCCCAUAUCACCCCACUUCUCUCUUGACCUACAGUCUUUGGUACCUCAGCUCUUUAAAGUGUCUCCUCGGGAUCGACCAUCUAUUAAUUCCCUUUUGAAAAGGCCCUUUUUAGAAACUCUUGUUGCCCGAUACUUAUCUCCUGAGGUCCACUCAAGAAGAAUUCAGUCCCAUUUUCACAUGCAGAACGCUGCUGCUGGCCUCACAGCUUGCUGGGGAGGCAGUCCAUGGUCUGCUGCAUUCCUUCAGAGGAAAUUUGAAGCUCAGCAAUAUAAGUUAAAAGUGGAAAGACAAUUGGGUCUCCGUCCAUCUUCUGCUGAGCUACAUCCCAGUGAGAGAGAAAAGCUACAAAUCCUUGGAAAGGAGACUAAAUUCCAGGAACUGCGGUGUAGGAAGAAUAAAAUGAAGGACCAGGAAUAUUGGAAACAGCUCGAGGAAAUUCGCCAACAGUACCACAGCGACAUGAAGGAAAUUAAAAAGAAGAUGGGGAGAGAGCUGAAGAAGCAUGCAGACCUCAGUCAGAAAACCUAUUUGGUGAAGAGGAGUGACCUGCCCUGCCACCCUGAUGCACCGGAGGAAGAAGCCUGCAUGCAGAGAGGAAUAAAGUUUGAAAUUAGCCUAGAUAUUUCUGAAGAAGACACCAUUCAAGAGAACAAGGCAAUGGAUUCACUAAAGGAUACGUUAAGCUUUGAAGAUGGCAUGAAGUUUCAGAAGUAUGGAUGCGGGAAGGAGCAUGAAGAUUACACAGACAGAGCCUUUGAUGAGCUCUGUGGCCCAGAAGCAGAGGGCUUGUUUCAGGAUAUCGUUGCCGUGGAAAGCAGGAGGCAGUGGGAUGCCAGAGCACCUCAGACUCUGCUGCAGAUAAUGGCAACAGCAGAUGUCACCUCCACCUGCCCCACCAUGCCUGACGAUGGUCAAGUGAUUGUGAUGGAAGGCAGUCCAGAAAACGGGAAGCCACGGUGGUGGGAUGUGCCAGGGACCCUGUGUGCUUUGGCAGCAGAUAGUGCCUGCAGUAGCUCAUUGUCCACCAGCAAAGAAGAACCUGUAGCGAUAGUAAAACUGCAGCUUCCUAAAGAAGACCAGGGAGAAGCAGACAUAGCCUCUGGCAUCGUAGUGGAUGAUGAAGAACUGGAUCCAGUAUCACAUGAUGACGAUAUAAAAUUUGAAGAAUCGGAAGAUGAAUUGAGAAGUGAAAUAAUAGAAUCCCUGGAAAAACUUGCAACUUCCACAGAAGAAAGGGAUGAAGUUCUUUGCUCCUGUAAGAAUGCUGAAAAGCCAUGAGAGAAAGAAAGGUUAGACUUGCUGGCCAAGAAGUUCCAGUGAAAGUCUGGAAGCUUCCUUGAGCUGUCUAAUCUGUAUGGCUAAGACCAAGGUUCACCAAACGCUAGUUAAAAUGGGCAAGUGUGGAAGAUCUAGUUCUUAUUGCUGAGAAAAGUCCACCAUCUUUUUUAUUUUAUACACUCUGUCCUGAUUAUACUCUUGAGGGACAACUCUGACAAAUUCUGUUCUUAGCUUUAACGCCUCUA
Messenger RNA from Meriones unguiculatus (Mongolian gerbil), 3556 nucleotides. RefSeq names its product NIMA related kinase 5 (gene Nek5). Bases 1380 to 3311 code for a protein of 643 amino acids. The transcript has 19 exons. The record is from RefSeq and is a predicted model, not a curated record. Lineage: Eukaryota; Metazoa; Chordata; Mammalia; Rodentia; Muridae. Gene Ontology annotation, biological process: protein phosphorylation. Gene Ontology annotation, molecular function: ATP binding; protein kinase activity.